GUUAAAUAUGAUCGAGUCCAUCAGCAGCCGCGGCCGCUCGCCCGGUCAGUCAGUCAUGCCCACCUUCAUCAGCACACGGGCGCGCGCAAGGCGGGCGUGCACGCGCGCAGAGUCCGGCCCGCGCCCUCCCCACCCACUCCAGCGGCCCUCCGCCGCCCGCAGAGCCAAUCACCCGCGGCCGCUGGAAGUAGGACAAGCCGCUUCCUGGUUGCGGGUUUAAGGAGGAGCCGCCGGAGUCCGUCAGGAGCGGGUCAGAACCGGCGCAGAGACACCGGGCAGAUAACAGCCGCUACAGGAGACCCGUGCGCGCGGACGCGUCACAUUGAGGAAGUGCGCGCUCGGUCAGGUGGGACGCAGCGGGGGAAACUCAGGUGACACCGGCUCAGGAUUGACCCAGAGAAAGAGAGACGGACGGACAGAAGAGACAUCUGUGAGUUUAUGGACUGGAGGUGGCAAUGUCUCCAGGAGAGGACGGUCUAAUCGGGAUCCCCUUCCCGGAGCACAGCAAUGAGCUGCUGUCCCGUCUCAACGCGCAACGGCGGACCGGGCUGCUCUGCGACCUCACGCUGACCUCACGCGGCGCACGAUACCCCACACACCGCUCCGUCAUGGCCGCCGUCAGCCUGUACUUCCGGCGUCUGUUCGGUGCGGAGGAGGGCGAGGAUGGAGGCGAGGGCGUGGGCGACAGCUGCAGCGUGUGCCAGCUGGACUGUGUGUCUCCUGACGCGCUGGCCGCGCUGCUGGAGUUCGCCUACACCGCCACGCUGACCAUCCGCAGCUCGGGCAUGAGGGAGGUUCUGAAGGGUGCGCAGCUGCUGGGCAUCCAGUGCGUGGCGGACGCCUGCAGGGACAUUCUGGGCGAGGCGGACGAUGAUCCGACGGACCCCGUGAAGGAGGCGGAGCGGCUGCCGUCUCGACGCAAGCAGGAUCGGUGCUCCGUGGCCCGAGCCGUGUCCCCUGCCAGACCGGUGAGUUUCAUGCCUCCGGCGUCUGAGGACACUCCAGAGUACGGCCUGCUUCCCACGCAAGGGCGAGAAGGAAACCCUCCGCCCGCGGCCGGACAGGCCCACCGAGGGCUGCUAAUGAACGGAGGUGCGCACUGGCCGAAUGAAUCCACCCUGAUCCCAUACAGACCUGAAGACACGCCCUCAGAGGAGGAGGAGUCUGGUGUGCAGGGGCGGGCCACGCCCCACCACAGCCAAUCACAACAGGGGGACGGAGGAGGGGGCGGAGCAGCAGCCGGGAGCGGCAGGAAGAGGAAGUCUCAGACACCACAGCAGUGUCCCGUCUGCCAGAAGAUCAUCCACGGAGCGGGAAAGCUGCCGCGUCACAUGAGAACACACACGGGCGAGAAACCGUUCCAGUGCACGGCCUGCGGCGUCCGCUUCACACGGAACGACAAGCUGAAGAUCCACAUGCGGAAGCACACGGGCGAGCGGCCGUAUCCGUGUCCCAGCUGCCCCGCGCGUUUCCUGCACUCCUACGACCUGAAGAACCAUCUUUCGCUGCACAGCGGCGACCGGCCGUUCGAGUGCCCGCUCUGCCACAAGGCUUUCGCCCGCGAGGACCAUCUGCAGCGGCACCGGAAGGGCCACAGCUGCCUGGAGCUCCGAACGCGCCGGCCGCGCCGCGGAACCGGGCCUGAACCCGGCGGAUCUCCGCCCUCGGAAUCCUUCGGCCUCCAUCAGCAGCAUCCGGAUCACAUGAGCGCCGUCGCGGGGCUCCUCGAGGGCCAUGGCAUUCCCAUGCCGGGUGUCCCGCUGCUGGCCGGCGCCCGGAUGCCCUUCCCGGAGCUGCUGUGGCGGGCGGUCUCGGGGCCGGUGGGAAAAUCCCUGGAUAAAGCCGAAGGAGGCUCGUCUCCGUCCGGGAGCGGCUCGGUCGCACAUAGAACGUGGGAGGAGGAGGAGGAUGAGGAGCAGGAAGCUGCUGGCGAGGAGGAAGAGUGACAUGUGUGUGUGUGUUUGUGUGUGUGUGUGUGUGUUCCAUCAUAUAUCAGCGGUGUAGUCGCAUCAUCUUCUGUUUCUGGUGCUGGUGGAGCUCAUGAAGAAUCACGCAGGGUUUUCGUUUUGUUUGUCAGAUCUGCUUUUUUUUCUGCGGUAUGUGGUUUUGUAUGAAUCCAAAUUGACUGCUUGUGGAGAUUCGUCUUGUUAAUGUUCUGUGAGGUUGACGUUCACGCUAUGCAACAUUCGAACACAUUCGAGUGAUUGAACAAACCUGAUUUAAAAACAAACAACUGAAUGAAUUAAGAAUGCAAAUGAAGCAGCUAGAGGCGGAGAGGGGCGUGGCCUUCCUCUGGACGGGACGUAUCGCCACCUACAGGCACUCAGGAUACCAUGACGGUGAAUCUACUGUAGCUGCUCUUAAAUUUAGCCUUUUCCAAAUAAAAUGAAUUUGGAAUUUUUUUUUCUUCUUCGAAUGAUAGAAUUUUCUUUCAUACCAAAGAAUAUUGGUUAGUUUGGACUUAACUGAAACUAAUUAUAUGUCAGUGAAUUUUUCAGAUAUUUGUAGCCUUUAACAUGUUUUUUCUGUUGUCUUUGAGAGAAAGACUAAAAAUGGACCAGGUCUCAGUUCUCACACAUUUAAAGGGCUUUCAGGACUGUGUUCAAAUGCUCUGAUGGCGCUUGAGAAUCUUAAUCGGACGCAUUUGUUUGAUUUUCGUUUACGUUUGUUCUGUUUUUUUUUUUGUUUGGGAGGAUGAGCUUGAUUUCAUCCUGAAUUUAGAGAACGCAUCUGGUUUUCCUGCGCACUCGUUUUCUUUAAAGAUGGAGACACGGCAGGAUGGAGAAUUCUUUUGUAUACUAUUCUAUUUAUUUAUUUGUCGGUUUGAUAUUUAUUGUGACUUUCCUGGUUGAGGCGCUUUGGUUAUUCUGCAUCAUCUCUUCCUUUCGAAGCUUCCUUCAGUCCGAAUCUUUGAGUUCGGUCGGAGCGACUCCUUGAGUCUUUCAGUUCAGUCGGAGCGACUCCUUGAGUCUUUGAGUUCAAUCAGCGCAACUCCUUUUGUCGGAGCAACUCUUUGAGUCUUUAGUCGGAGCGACUCUUUGAGUCUUUAGUCCGAGCGACUCCUUGAGUCUUUAAGUUCAGUCGGAGCGACUCUUUGAAUCUUUAGUCCAAGCGACUCCUUGAGUCUUUGAGUUCAGUUGGAGCGACUCUUUGAGUCUUGGAGUUCAGUCAAAGUGACUCCUUGAGUCUUUGAGUUCAGUCGGAGCGACUCUUUGAGUCUUUAGUCCAAGCGACUCCUUGAGUCUUUGAGUUCAGUUGGAGCGACUCUUUGAGUCUUGGAGUUCAGUCAAAGUGACUCCUUGAGUCUUUGAGUUUAGUUAGAGUAACUCUUUGAGUCUUUAGUCCAAGCAACUCCUUGAGUCUUUGAGCUCAGCUGGUGUGACUCCUUGAGUCUUGGGUCGCUUCAAGACUCAAGUAGUCGCUCCGACUAAAGAUUCAAGGAGUUGCUCUGAUUGAACAACUCAAGUUUUUAGUUGAAGAGACUCCUUGAGUCUUUGAGUUCAGUCGGAGCGACUCUUUGAGUCUUUAGUCCAGGCGACUCCUUGAGACUUUGAGUUUAGUUAGAGUGACUCUUUGAGUUCAGUCGGAGUGACUCUUUGAGUCUUUAGUCCAAGCGAAUCCUUGAGUCUUUGAGUUCAGUCAGAGCAACUCCUCUGGUCUAGGAUCGGUUCUGCCUUUUUUUCUCGUAAUGGCCUCAGGUAGACGCGACGUGAAGCCUGAUCAGAUGUAACGUGUGCAAACGCACAUAUAACCGCUCAGGUGCUGUAGAGAACUGAGAUUCGACGUCCUCUAUUUGCAAGUUUUGCACAUUGAAUUUCUGAUUAAAAGUACAAUCGCCUCCGAUGACCAGCACAGAACAGACAGAAUGAAACGAGGAGGAGCCUUGCCUUUCUUGAAGCAAAUAUACAUAUCUGAGAUAUUUUUUGAGAUAAUAAAAUUAUUUGCAUUACAUGAAAAAUUAGUCAUUAAUGACGUCAUACUAUAGCUUUAGCCGCCUUCAUUUCGCUCUUUGACCUUCUCUUGAUUAUCAAAGCUAUAAGACACACGCCGAUCCUCAUGGGAAGUGUGUUGGGAUGAAUUCUGGGAUUUUCGUCUGUAUGUUACUGUACUGCUGACAGUAGGGAAACUACCCAAAGAGGUUUAUUUGCACUAAAAUGGAAUCUUUGUGUUGUGAAAUAUUGUCUUGUUCAUUAGUCACCAAUGAUGAUGAUUGUAAAUCCUCAAUUUCUUCAAAAACUCUUUGCAUCAUGAAUAUUAAUACUUCGCUGAAUUUUGUAUGUAAAAAGGUCAAGCUGCCUUAGUUUAUUUUUAAUUUUUUUUGCAACUGUUCUCAGGAAAUCUUGAGCCAUGCACUAAGUGGUUAUGCAAAUGUUUGGUGAAUAUUAAUUUAUUGUAUAUAUUUGUGCUUGGAAAUAUGAACGCCCUGUUAUUAAGUAAAGUUCCUGUACGUCUGUCUCUCCAAAGACGUUGUUUAUUCCUUGAUGUGAUCGAGUUAAAAAGCAAAGCAGUGGUUCUGUUAGUGAUUCGGGUGACGGGACGAGGCUCCUGGUCAAAGCCUUUAAUCAGGGAUCUGUUUUCUGUUCAUAGAGUGAAUCUUUCUCCGUGAUGGCAAAUAAUUUCUCAUGUUGUACAAAUAAAGAGCAAAUAAACAAAGAUUUAUGUUCAAAUAGA
Molecule: messenger RNA, 4671 nt
Organism: Ctenopharyngodon idella (grass carp)
Lineage: Eukaryota; Metazoa; Chordata; Actinopteri; Cypriniformes; Xenocyprididae
Gene: zbtb7b
Product: zinc finger and BTB domain containing 7B
Exons: 4
Coding region: 456-1946 (496 amino acids)
Biological process (GO): regulation of transcription by RNA polymerase II; positive regulation of gene expression
Molecular function (GO): protein binding; RNA polymerase II cis-regulatory region sequence-specific DNA binding; DNA-binding transcription factor activity, RNA polymerase II-specific
Source: RefSeq, a predicted model, not a curated record